GCAUCCGUUUCCCUCGUUGCAAAUUGAUCUCACCCAUUUGUUUUUCUCAUUUGCUGUUGCUGAAACUUCACUACCUUAAACCCAUUGCUGUGGAGCCAUUUUUUUUUUUGCCAAAAAGGGUAAAUUGGGGAGAAUUUGGGAUUGAGAUUUAAGCAUUGAAUCGGAGGAGACCCUUUUGUUUUGGGUAAGAUGGAAAAUGGUCACAAAGAAGAUGGAGAUAUGGAACAUCCUGUUAAGUCUUCUGCACAUAAGGUUAACCCAGGGAAGCCUGCUUCACUGACUUGGCAACGAAAAUUAAAUACUAAAGCAAAUACACUUACAAGGUUCAAUCUAAAACUUCGAGAGAUAAAACAUCUGGCUCCAUUAGGUGUAAGACUGUGGCAUCAUGUCAAUGCAGAAGCAGCAAAAGGCAGAAUUUCCAUUAUUGAUCCUUUUAGCAAGCGUCUCGUUACAUCUUAUCAUGGUGUUCCUUUAGGUGGUAUUGGUGGAGGAAGCAUUGGAAGAAGUUACAGAGGUGAGUUUCAACGGUAUCAAUUAUUCCCCAGAAUAUGUGAAGAUAGCCCAGUCCUAGCAAAUCAAUUUUCUGUUUUUGUGUCACGCCCAAAUGGUAAAAAAUCUUCUACAGUAUUAUGCCCAAGGAAUCCGGAGGUGCUCAAAGGAAGUGCAUCUUCAGGCAUUGGAUCUUGGGAUUGGAACCUGGACGGUGAGAGUUGCACAUACCAUGCUUUAUAUCCAAGGGCCUGGACAGUAUAUGAGGGUGAACCUGAUCCAGAAAUUAGUAUCAUUUCUAGUCAAAUUUCUCCAUUUAUUCCCCAUAAUUACAAGGAGAGCAGCUUCCCUGUAUCAGUAUUUAAAUUCACGCUAUCAAAUUCUGGAAAGACUUCUGCAGAUAUCACCUUGCUUUUUACAUGGGCUAAUUCCGUGGGUGGGACCUCUGAAUUUUCUGGCCAUCACUACAAUUCAAAGAUGAAGACAAAAGAUGGUGUGCACGGAGUACUUCUACAUCACAAAACUGCAAAUGGACACCCUCCAGUGACUUUUGCCAUUGCAGCAGAGGAGACGGGAGACGUCCAUAUCUCGGAGUGUCCUUGUUUUUUGAUAUCUGGAAAUUCCUUGGGUGUAACAGCAAAAGAAAUGUGGCAAGAAAUUAAGCAGCAUGGAUCAUUUGACCACCUUGACUUUGAUGGAAGUUCGAUGCGCUCAGAACCAGGAUCAUCUAUUGGAGCAGCCGUAGCAGCUUCUUUGACACUUCCUCCUGACACAGUCCGCACUGUUACCUUUUCACUGGCCUGGGCCUGCCCAGAAGUGAGAUUUACUAGUGGAAAAACUUACCACAGGCGUUACACAAGAUUUUAUGGUACUCAUGUGGAUGCAGCAGAGGAGAUUGCACAUGAUGCUAUUCUUGAGCAUGCUAAUUGGGUGUCUGAGAUAGAAGCAUGGCAAGGACCAAUUCUUGAAGACAGAAGGCUUCCUGAAUGGUACCGGAUCACUCUCUUCAAUGAGCUUUAUUUUCUUAAUGCUGGGGGAACAAUUUGGACAGAUGGGUUACCUCCAAUGCAGAGUUUGGCAACCAUUGAACAGAUAAAAUUUUCCCUUGAUAGGUCAAUCUCAGAUCCUAAGAAUACAACAGAUAUUGUUCAUCAAAAUGACUCUACUGUUGAAAUUCUUGGGAGGAUGACAUCCAUGCUUGAGCAAAUACAUAAUCCGACAACAUCGAAUUCUGCUUUUGGUACCUAUUUGCUUCAAAGUGGAGAAGAAAAUGUUGGUCAGUUCCUAUAUCUUGAAGGAAUUGAAUAUCACAUGUGGAACACCUAUGAUGUCCAUUUCUACUCGUCUUUUGCCAUAAUCAUGCUCUUCCCUCAACUUGAACUCAGCAUCCAACGAGACUUUGCUGCAGCAGUAAUGGUGCAUGAUCCAAGCAGGAUGAAAAUUAUGAGUGAUGGAAAGUGGGUUCCCCGGAAGGUGCUUGGUGCUGUUCCCCAUGAUAUUGGAAUCAGUGAUCCAUGGUUUGAACUCAAUGCUUAUAAUCUUUAUGAUACAGAUAGGUGGAAAGACUUGAAUUCUAAAUUUGUUCUCCAAGUUUAUAGAGAUAUGGUUGCUACUGGUGAUAAAAAUUUUGCAAGAGCUGUUUGGCCCGCUGUAUAUAUUGCAAUCGCAUUUUUGGAUCAGUUUGACAAGGAUGGAGAUGGGAUGAUUGAGAACGAUGGGUUUCCUGAUCAGACUUAUGAUGCAUGGUCCGUUACUGGUGUGAGUGCAUAUUGUGGUGGACUCUGGGUAGCUGCCCUCCAGGCCGCUUCAGCCAUGGCUCGGGAAGUUGGUGAUAGUAUGACUGCUGAUUACUUUUGGUUCAAGUUCCAGAAGGCGAAGGCUGUAUAUGACAAGUUAUGGAAUGGUUCCUACUUUAAUUAUGAUAAUAGUGGUGGUAGUUCGAGUUCAUCAAUUCAAGCUGAUCAAUUGGCUGGACAAUGGUAUGCUAGAGCAUGUGGCCUUCAGCCAAUUGUUGAUGACGAAAAAGCGAGGAGUGCCCUUGAGAAGGUUUAUAAUUUCAACGUCCUGAAGGUCAAGGAAGGUAAGUGCGGGGCUGUGAAUGGGAUGCUGCCAGAUGGAAGAGUUGAUAUGUCAGCUAUGCAGUCGAGGGAAAUAUGGGCUGGAGUUACGUAUUCAGUUGCUGCAAAUAUGAUUCAUGAGGGGAUGGUAGAAACGGCCUUUAAUACUGCUUCUGGCAUCUAUGACGCUGCAUGGUCCCAAGAAGGUCUUGGCUAUUCGUUUCAAACUCCUGAGGCUUGGAACACUGAUGAAGAGUAUAGAUCUCUGUGUUACAUGAGGCCCUUGGCUAUAUGGGCAAUGCAGUGGGCACUGUCAAAGCCAGAGCUCCAUAACCAUGAUAUGAAACAUGAAGAGGGCAAAGGAACUUUGAAUUUUGAGCACCAUGUGGGAUUCGAAAAGGUUGCCCACCUUCUAAAGUUGCCGGAAGAGGAAGCUUCUAAAAGCUUCCUGCAGCUGUUUUUCGAUUUGACUUGCAGAAGACUGUAUACCUUACGACUCAAUUGAACCGAUGAUUGUGUCUACAGUUGGUGGAUUGAUAUUCAUGGAAUGGAUGAAUAAAUGAGUAUUAGAAAAACAAUAAACACCAUGUUUACUUGGUCA
This is a messenger RNA of Vitis vinifera (wine grape), 3147 nucleotides long. RefSeq lists its product as uncharacterized. The transcript is spliced from 20 exons. Gene Ontology annotation, molecular function: glucosylceramidase activity; beta-glucosidase activity. Lineage: Eukaryota; Viridiplantae; Streptophyta; Magnoliopsida; Vitales; Vitaceae. Gene Ontology annotation, biological process: carbohydrate metabolic process; glucosylceramide catabolic process. Gene Ontology annotation, cellular component: membrane. The coding region runs from base 190 to 3051 and encodes 953 amino acids. The record is from RefSeq and is a predicted model, not a curated record.